UGGGUCCUUGACACUGUGCCAGCCCAGCAGACGACAGCCACCACAAGUCGCUGGUGGGAAGCAAGGCAGUCACACCACGGCCCUCCACAACCACGCUGGAGUUUGGAGGUGCGACACACUUGUCCUCCGUGUGCCACAGCUGCCCUGCCCCAACUUUUGUUUGCCGUGCCCCCUGUGUGUGCGCGCGCGAGACUCAACAGCUCAUGCAUAUUCAUGCCGCACUCCAGCCAAUCACAGUCGACCUCAAUCUGCGUUUCUCCGCCGUACGCAGGAAAGAAAGUUUGGGCAAAACAAACACAUCGGGCCGCCGUGAGCGUAGGUCGUCGUCACGCCGCCUCUCUCUUCUCCUUCCUCCUCUCGUCCUCGGGAUUUGUACGCUGGCGGUUGUACUCACCUGUGCACGUGUGUAGUUUUACCUGGGUUACGCCGCGCACUUUUCACACACGGCCCGUGGCACACCUGUGCGGAUAGCGACAAGGAGUGAAGUGUUCUGGUGGUGGUGGAGGUGCAGCUGCGGGGAGAGGGGUACACGAGUGUUGAGGACGUCCACCCCCCAGUUGGUACUCGCUGUACCCGGUGUGUACGACAGACCCUCGUGUGGGUCCGUGCUUCAAACCUCGCGGUAGUCGCGCGCUGCACGCCAGGCGUCGCGUCGUUUUGACGUACGGUGUCGCUCCUGCUGUGCGACAACGCCAACUUUCACAAGAGUUGUGGUUCUUUAACUGGGUGUUCGGCGAACCUCCUCGGAUAGCUUCAUUAUGACGUAAACAGCUCACCUGUCGGGCACAGGUGUUGUUGGUCUUAAGUGAUUAGUAGCUGUGGUAUUGCUUCUGUACAUGGGGGGUUCGGAUUACCUCACACCCCCCCACCUCACAUCACACGUGAAGGUGGUUGGUUACGUUUGAACAGAUUGUGUGCAGCCUGCCAGACAUCAACAACAGUUUGCUCCACCGACGGAUGACUUGAGCAGCAAGAAUACAACGCAAGUCGUCUGUGACGCCGACAGCUUUUUUUUGCGGAGUACUUACAGCGGAGUGUAUACGUGACCCCUGACCCUGUGAGACCAUCAUGGAGUUAGGAGCUACGGUGAUGUUGCGCCUGAUCGUCGCCUGUCUCGUCUUGGCGGCGGAGGUCUGCUGCUGGCAGAUGGACUGGAACCCCAACACUGUCACCCGACUGCCAGAUGAUGGCGACAGGAUCGAACAGUUCGGUGACGGUUCUAAAGAGUAUCACGACUUCCGACUACUGCUGGCCGAACACGACACCAUGCUCAUUGGCGCCAGAAACCAUGUCCUCAACGUCAGCAUGUCGACACUUGAGCUCAAAGCGAGCAUCGAGUGGACACCGGAAGAGUCUCAUAUUGAUGUGUGCACUAAAAGGCAAAAAUCGCUGACUGAAUGCCAAAACUACAUCCGGGUUCUUGUGAAGAAAGCACCGGAUAACUUACACAUGUGUGGUACCAAUGCCUUCAGACCUACCUGCCGGUCAUAUACACAGUCUGAGGAUGGUUCAUACCAAAAAACUCACCACAAAGAUCAGUCUGGGGUGGCAUUGUGCCCAUUUGAUCCAUCCCAUAAUACCACUGCGAUCUACGCCGAUGGUAAGCUGUAUUCAGCGACAGUGGCGGACUUCAACUCUCGAGACCCACUGAUCCUCGAGAGCACGGGAAUGAUUCGCACGGAACAGUUCGACUCCAAGUGGCUGAAUGAACCCAACUUCGUUGGCUCCUUCGAAAAGGAUGACAAGGUUUACUUCUUGUUCCGCGAAACGGCUGUGGAGAACAUCAACUGCGGGAAGGCCGUGUUCUCUCGCAUCGGGCGGGUGUGUAAACAAGAUAUGGGUGGCAACAUCCUGCUGUACAACACCUUCACCUCCUUCUUCAAAGCCCGCCUCAACUGCUCCAUACCCGGCGACUUUCCCUUCUACUUCGACGAGAUCCAAUCGUCCACAGAAAUGGGUCAAGGUAACUACCGCCCGACCUACGACAGCGGCGACCGCGGCGACAUGGUGUACGCAGUGUUCAACACGCCGCAGAACAGUAUCCACGGAUCAGCAGUCUGCGCAUUUCGAUACUCUGAUAUCAUAAAAACUUUCGAAGGAAGGUUCAAAGGUCAGAAGUCCUUUUGGCACAACUGGCUGACCGUAUCGUGGGACGACACUCCUGAGCCACAUCCCCAGCUGUGCUCCAACCAGAGUCGCUCUCUACCGGACGCCACCCUGAACUUCAUCAAAACCCACCCGCUUAUGAACAACGCCGUACCCGCCAGUGGGGGGGCACCGCUGCUUCUUCACACGAGUUUCAAAGCUCAGUUCACCAAGAUCGCCGUCGACUGGCAGGUGCACGCCGCGGACGACCGUUACUAUGACGUCAUGUUCGUGGGCACAGAUGACGGACGGGUAAUCAAAGCCAUCAACAAAGGUCCAACAUCUCUCAUCGAAACUGUGGUGAUAGAAGACAUCCGGGUAUUUGAGAACCACAGCCCUAUCACUGACUUGAAGGUCUUCCGGGACAAGUCAAAGGGCAUCGAGAAGCUGAUCGUCAUCUCUGGCGAGAACAUCGUGUCGGUCUCCCUCCAUCGAUGUUACAAACAACUGACAUGCCGGUCCUGUGUCGAGCUGCAGGAUCCAUAUUGUGUUUGGGGAGACGGAAGGUGCAUCAAUGCUGAGAGGGGAAUUCAAAAUAUCAUAGAAGGCUGGAGGAGUGGCUGGAAUACACAGUGCGAAGAUGUCACCAUUUAUGACGAACACAAAGAAGCGAAUGCGACCAGUGACAAAGAAGUUGAAGAGGUGAAAUGUUCUUGUCCGCCGGCGCCCAGCGCUACCGUGGAUCCCUUCUCCGUGGAGGAGGAUGAAGAUGAUGGCAUUGUGGAUGUUGAUGUGGUGAUCGCCCCUUCCGAGCGCGAUAACUCUGUCAAUGAAAAGGGGAAUAAUGAGAGCGGGGGUCCCAAGGUGGGUCGCAGUUCCGAGGAGACCAUGGAGCCCGUCGCCGUCGGCGCCUCGGUGGAGACGCUGGUGAUCGCCAUCGUGGUGUCCAUCGUGUUGUCCAUGUUGCUGGGCUUCCUCAUCGGCUACAAGGUGGCGGGGUGUCGCACGGCGCGCGGCAUGGACCAGUCCUACAUGGAGCGCACGUGCUCCCUGCAGCGGGGCCGCAACCGCCUGUCGUCCGGCGAGCACCCGCUGUACAACCCCGACCACACCGGCAUGCCCAAGCAGAUGAACUAUGUGGUGAAUGUCAAGGGCAAGCUCAACACCGGCACCGUGGAGACCAAGCCCAUCACCAAGUCCAACAAGGUCUACUUAUAGCCUGCUCCUCCAUCCCCACCGGGAGGCCUCGUGCAGGGAGCACCACCUUGCCUCGGACCUUUUUUUCGAAUUUUUCUACGCCAGGCAAGUCUUGGAGUUGGACCAGGCUUUUCUAGACUUCCUGCAUUUGCUGUUGUCACCCUCGUCAAGAUGGCGCGAGGGACCAGGCGCUGUCCAGCUACAUUCAUCGUGUAGUUGUUCGUCUUCUCGGCCGCACGGCUCGCUGCCCGGGUAUUCGUUCUCGGUUGUGAAUAGGUUUUCUUCAGUUUCUCAUUGAAUACCCGUGAGCAGUUCUACGGACUUGGGCUGAGUCGGCCAGAUGGCGCAGAGACCAGAAGCCAAACAUCACGUGGUUUGGGCAGCUUUGACCUCCGGGAACUUUUUUCUUGAUGUUGGACGCAAAACAAGGCUGGAUCCUUACGCGAAAAUAAACAUAAACACGAUGCUUCCUAUGGACUUGGGGGAAAAGACUAUGUGUGUUUCUUGACCAGUGAACUUUGCCCCACAGAAGUGAACAGAAUUUUAUUUGUGGCAACAACAAGUUGUGUAGACGCACACGGAGGGCGGGGUUGGGCACCAAAGGGGGACCACCGAGAGUUUGCAGACGAGCGUUUUUGCUCAUGCCUGUUGCAGGGCAAGACAGAUGACCAGACAGCCAUACCAACGAUUUGUUUCUGUUUGUUGUUUUUUCUCCUGCAUACAACCAGACUACUGGCUGUCCUACAAGAUGUAGCACUAUGUAUUUACGGAGGCCAAAGAAAUUCAAUUUCGGCGUCUGGAAAAAAUCAAAGGAAAUGAAGCAGCAGAGAGAUGCUGUGAGAAAGUUUCAUUUUGUUAGCACAGAGAUAAAACAUCGCAUGCUUUGCUUCUGCAGGGUGCUUUAGUAUCAAAUAUAUUUUUGUUUGUUAGUCGUCGACAAUUUCUAUUCUCGACAUUGGUGUUUACUGACCAGUGAGUGUUAGAUGAGUGCCGUCUACUCCAGUACUCAAACUGAAACUUUUUUUAAAGAAGUGUUUUUGCGUCCUACUGCUGUAACAGACUGGAGGGAAAAUAAAAAAAGAACACCCACCGCUGUCUGAUAAACCUAGACUAGGAUCGCCAAUCGCUAAAAAGAUGUUUUUGUAAUUUAGAAUUCGUUCAGUGACUUCCUUGUUUGAAAAUAAUUUUGGGUUAGCCGAGUGCUGGAACUGGUAGGUUCUCCAAGAACUUUGCACCGACUGGCAGGAGAGGGAGUAACUGUGGGGCUGGUGAUCCAUUAGGGUUGUGUACCCUGCCAAACGGUUUGGUGCAUGUCUCCCAGCGAGAAGAAUAGAAACAGUGUUGCUACCUAUUGACGAUUCUCUGCAAGCUUGGGAUUCGCUCUUCAUUUUUUGUAUUAAAAAAAAAUCUCAGAACAAACUCCAAAGGAACGAGACUGGCUGCUUGUGCUUCCAUGUUCUGUUCGUGCUGUUCCUUGAACUCUCCCUCACCCUCCUUUCUUCCCCUCAGCUUAAGACUGUGACCCCGCCCUCGGCUCGCUGACCUCUCCCGUCUGUUGGGAGUCUGGCCGCGGGACACAGUCUCGGCGUUUCUCAAACAUCUCGUGUGAACGACGUCCUCAACCGAUGACAGACGACAUCGGCGCCAUCAGAUGGGAGGCCUGCUCACGUUUCGUCUCGCUCCGAGAAACUGCGAUCUGCAGCGCCACCAAGGUGAUACGUCACCUCCAAGAUGGCGCACGCGGCGUACGUCAUCCCGUGUGAAGAUGUUCGUGGUCCUAAGCUUCGCAUAAAUUGAACUUUCAGAAGUUUCGCCGGAUUUCGCUGGGUGUUCUUGACUGCUUCCUAUGCAACGACAUCUAAAUAAACUCACACACAGUGCAUCCUCGUGCUGCUCACUCUGGACCAAGUGCAAAGUUCAGCCCUCGACCAACGGUGGAUCAUGUGAAGGAACAGUUCACACAGUAGAAACAAGUUUUAUACAGUUGAUGACUCUGGACAUGCUUGAGAAGACAGGCAAAAUGUGUUUUGUCCUCGCAUUUAACAUUUAAAAAAUAUGGGUGAGUCGGUCACAGGAAGUGACGUUGUUCGCAUGACCAAGUGCGCAUGUCUCUGAUGGCAUGCGGUAACGUACAGGUGCAGUCAACAGGCAGAGGGUGACGUCAGUCAGCACCUGCCCAUCAGUCAGACCCCUGGAGGUCUCAGGCUGACAAGCAGACCGCUGAUUGACUGUAAAUCGAGGCAGGGCGAGCAAACACGAGCUGGAGAAGGUUUUUAUUUUUCUGUGCAGCUGUGAACUUUGCGGACCAACUUCAGGCAGACGACCAAGAUAAGUGACGUCACGUAAGUGUGAGACCCGGACUCGGUGUGGUGCUAGCAAACACCCCACCCGACCCCACGUCCCGUCAUGCAUUUCCCCGUGCUGCCUGCGUGUUUCUCGUCAUGCAAAGUAUUCAAUCGGCGCUGAGGUCAUCCCGACCUGCAAGAACUCUGACCCCUGACGACAGUCGACUCACCAGAGCUCGGUCCCCAGGACGUUGUCACGUGACGUUGUCCAGCUCUUGAAGUGGUUUGGUGGCUCGUGUGGAGGUCUACCUGAGGGGUGAACCGUACUCUUUGUCCUUCCACAUUCCAGCGGCAACAUUACUUGGGUCGGGUGGGUGGGUGGGAUCCGAGUGAUGUCGCCGCCAUGCUGUGUACAACAGCGAACACAUCGUUGUCAUCUGUUGCUCAUUUCUUGACGAAAGCUCGUGCAGUGUGUACAGUGACCAAUCACGUGUAUAGCAAUGGUGCCAGUACAUUCACAGAGAUAAAUGUAACUCAGAAUUGUAUGCUGUAGUGUGCUGUAGCAUCUUCCCAUAACCUUUACCGCCAUUUUCAACGGCUUUUGUGUAUCUGCGCGUGCGUGCGUCUGUGAGUAUGCGUGACCUCGGCCUUGGCUCCAGCAUCAAAGCUUUCGCAUCGCUUGACUCGUCGCUUUAUCGUCUGCUGAUGAUGGGCGGGCCGACAGUUGACAUGUCUUGUGUUUGGAGGAUGGGCGUGGCUUGUAGCUCAGGUGUGAUAAUCUUUUAUCUCAAACUGUUAUUUGUAUAAACUCAUAUAGCGGAACUGAGUGUGCUAACUACUCCGGGGGCAAGCAGGGGUUAGAGGAGGAGGACGAGAUGUUUCGUACGAUUGUGCGACUGUUGAAGUCUCGAGUGUUCUCGCGAGAGUGCCUGUGGGAUGUUGUCGUGCUUUGCAUGUGUAGGUGGGUGAAUGGCUGGCUGAAUGGCUGGCUGCACGUGAACACAGUCGUCAGGAUAGAGAGAAGAGGGAAGGUAGACACGCCUCGUGGCUUACUCACCAUGUCCGGGAUGUAGGUAGGUAGAAGUUUCCAGAAGGCAUUGUCGGUAGACUUCAGCCUCCUUUCCUUUCGCUGGCCGCCAUUUUCCUCCAGAUCAUCAUCACCGGAGCCUCCAUCUGCUUUCUCAAUCUGCUGCUGUCGGUGCUCGUGUUUCUCUUUCCAUAACAAACUGUUUUUGAUGUUCGCGGCCACGCGACGGAUCCUCCCAUCGUCCCCCCCUCAACACUGAUGUACAGUAUUCUCGAGGUGCGCUCCACAAACAAAAGUUUGUCUUAACAAAGUUUUCUUGGCAAACAUUUCGUAUAUUUGUUAAGAAAAAAUACCUACAGAGGCGUGUGCCGCCCUUUCGGAAUUUUAUUCAAGUGUAAACAAAGAGAGGGGAGCUUAUCAAAUACAAUGCAUUAUUGUUAUUAUUUUCAUAGUCAUUUGUUUGCUUUACCGAUUGUCAGACAUUAUUUGUUUACAUGAUCCCGCAGGCGGCCUCGCUCUGGCAGGUGAAGAGGAAUUUUCCCUUUUUAACCCUUAAAAGUCUGUUAACUGUUAUGAGGGUGUGGUGUGGUCCAGACCCGUACAGAUCAUUAAUAAAGUAGGUCUGUGUCAUUGUGACAAGUGUCAGCUGCAGGUAGAGUCGUGGUGCCGGAAGUUGUUGUUGUUGCUGUAUUAUUCCUACACCAGUCCCCUUCACUCCUUUCCUCGGUCCGUUGUAGUUUAGCCUCCAGACAGACAUGCGCAGUGCGAGUGGGAGAUAAGAGUUGCAGGCGUGCCACAGAGUUCUCUUAGUGCAUCUGGACAUCGUGAGUUAUCUGCCGUCUGUGACAAGGGGGAUAAUCACGACGCCGUUGUCAUUGGCUGAGCACGAGUGUAGGCCAGGGUGUGUGUGUGUACAUACAUUUCUCUGUGACUGCCUUACAGGCUACCAAACCAAAGGAACUUUUCUUUUCUGCUUUAUGAAUUGUGUUCACUUCAGUAAAAAGUUUAUAAAAAUUUGGAACGGAAGGACGAACAAUUGUCUUCAAAUAAGUAAGCUCCCUUUGUUUCAAGUGGCUUUUGUUGUAGUUGUCUUUUCUUAGAAGCUCAGCUGGAUUCGAAACUCUCUGCUUCUAGGUGACCUUAAGCAACCAAGCCAUCCAUGGUCAUGACCAGUGUCGGCUCUGGCAACACCUGCCCCUGUCCUCCUCACUUUCUUCAUCAACCACCUCCACCUCACCUCAACUCCUCCCUCCCCACCUAUUGUCACCCUCGUCACCCUCUCUCUCUGCUUCAUUAACAGCCAUAGUUUGCAAGUUGCAAGUGGAGGAUGGUGGUGGUGGAGGAAGACAGAAGGCGACUAAACAUCGUCUGCCUGCUGACAGGAGGACUACAGGCUGCAGCUGGCGUGGCGAGCAUCCAGACGGCGGUGCAUUCCGGAGAUUAUGGGAUGUUGUAAGCCUGGAGGCGGUGGUUUAUAGGUGGUGUUGGUCGUGAAAUUAUACAGUGGCAGGACCUGGCGCAGUCACAAGUGACAUCAAAGGCCGGCUGCAUGUUUACUCGAGUGUUUUACGCCCGCUCGGCUUAGCACGAGAACUACUUGAAAGACGCGGACCCCUCGACAAUGUCCUCCCUCUCCCCCCCGAGACCGUCAUGCAUCAUUUCUGUAAACGACCUCCUGACUUUGUAGUCAUGGUCUUCAUGCAUGGAACAUUUCUUUUAUUUUCAUCCAGUGUAGCCAUCACAAUCCAAUGAAAAGUUAUUUACCUGGGUAGCUUUUUCUUUUUUUCGCUCCGUGAUUUAGCGCUGGAGGAACUGGCUCUGACGGUUAUGUUCCCAGCGCGAGACUGGCUUUGAGAAACUCACCAGAUGCACGCUCCAUUGACCUGAGCACCUGGCAACAACACAGCACAGUGUUGACUAGAGAAGGUGGGGCUGUCAUCAUCACCUGAGCCUCACCUGGAGCUGGCUACCUGUAAAUAGAUGUGAUGCCCAGUAGUCUCACUCUCUACACCGGACUAGUAUUGCAAAGUGCAGAGGCAGGUACUUUGACACAGAACUCAAUUUAGGGGAUUGGAAGAAAUCUUUUGAUAGUUUUCAUGUUACAAAUUUUACUUUCUCAUUUCUUUGAAUGUCUUGUUCACUCUCACACCUGACCCUCUGUUGUCAUGCAGUGUGUGCUUAUCUCCCCAUUCAUACCCGUCUUCCUCUCCCAGCAACAGCGGCCUCCGUGUGCAUCCCUGAGACCUACCCAGACAUCGUGAGUACCAGAAAAGCAAACUCCACCUAGCUUUCAUUUGGCGAGGUAUCUAUCUGAACUGCUUUCUUGAUGGUUGUUGUGCAUCGUCGGUGUGGUUACUGUGGCCAUCACCAUGUCGCCACCACCUGUCUGUAGUCACCACAUGGCCACGUGCUCCUUGGGGCCUCGUGAUGAGUGCUCAGCGCAAACAGGAAAUUAUUUUGUGUGAAAAAUAUUUUCAACGAUUCGAAACUGUCGAUGGACAGAGUUAACCCCUCCCACCCUCACCCUUCCCGUGGACAUCAAGAUAAUCACAACGAUGAAACAACGGCGUCUGCGGACUGUCAGGGUUGAACCAUUGUCCACACACUUUUCUGCAGUUCGCCAUAGUUACCGACCCCUGACCCCUUGUGAUGGACAGUGUAUCUGUUGUGUCCUCCACCCCUAUCUCCCUCUCUCCCACAAUUCCUUACACCCGCCAGGAAAACUGUUUUCUAUUUUGUACCUUUGAACGUUAACCUCGCAAAUAUCUACAACAACAUCAAAACUCUUUAUCAACUUCCAGUAUGCCAAGAACGACAACCGUUUGUUAUACGAUGAAUAUUACGCUUUUCUUAUGUUGCUGUUAUCAGAGUAUCUUCAUAUUCAUGUUCUCCUCCCCAGGAGAGGUUGGGGGAGGGCUGCGCGCCCCUACAGGGGGCAGUGUUUGAGUUGUGACCGCGGAAUCAUAUUUUUAUACUGCUGAUAACAAGAGUGUGACUGUGUGUUGUGCGCAUGCGUACUGUAGUCUUGUGUCCUGUACAGUUACAGAUCCACAGGCGCUCGUCUGUCACGUGAUCUUCAACGCUUGGCUUCCGUUGUUGCGCGCUGAUCUUCUUGUCGUGGGUGUUGCAGUCGUUUUUUGUUUGUUUGUUUGUUUGUUUGUUUUUCUUUCGGACGUCAUGCGGACUACCGUUGCAAGUAGGAUCAAAGUUGUUUUUUUUUUUUUUUUUUUUGUUUUUUUUUUUUGAAAUUUGUCGUUUCAUCUCGACCCAACGGAAUUAGUGCCAACAUUAAUAGUUUUAUUAAAAAUCGUGUUGGACAUCGGGUAGCCGGGUGGACGACUAGGACGAGUGGAUGCCUGCCUGACAGUCGCUGGCGAGCAAACACAAUUUAUGUUAGUUCCAAACGUUUGACAACUUUUGUAGCUCGUUGAGUUGAAGUAUUGACAGACAUGGAUUGACAAUAACAAUAAUAGUCGUUAGUAAUGACAGCGCUGCGUUGCCAGGGGAAACGAUAGUGGUACAGCAGCAGCACUAGAGAUAGUAACAGGUAGGACAGGACUAGUAGCAGUCCCUUAUCAUCUCACCUAGCACCAACUCCUCAGUCUAUUUAUGUUUUAAAGCUCUGUUGACUCUCAUGAUUUUAUUAUUUGUGAAGUGGAUUCAUGUAAUCAACGUUUGAUAUAUAAUAAUAUAUAACAGUCUUGUCGGCUUGUCCUGGUCCUGGUAGGCUGCUGACAGUUUCUUCCAGUAGAGUCGACUUCAAACCUCGUGCAAGUUCAUUGUAAAACUAUUUCCCUUCUCGAAGUUCAGUCGACUGUUGGUCACAUUCCCGUCGUCUGAACACGAACUUUGUUUAUUUUCUAAGCAAUGCAGCAUUAGAGAGCCGAGAAACAAUCUUUUUCAUGAUUUAGUCCAUGUUUCGCAAGUCCUUUCUAAUAAAAGGAUAUUUUUUAAGGUAGUGACGAUGUGACAAGAAGAUGACAGGCAGAUCCUGUUGCUGGUGUCGCCAGUGGACAUGUCGGUGUGCGCGGUAGUCGAGGCUAGACAUAGUCGUUGCUGUGGGUGUGAGUGUGGACAUCGCUGGCCUGUCUUCGUGCUGCUAGACACAAGAUGGAGCAGGACAGUGUAGCAAUAAAUGUUCUGUGCGAAGCUUCUGGCUGAAAGUGGUUUUGUUUUCAUUUUACUGAAACAUGCGUAUAUUGUUAUUUUGUGAUCAUAGUAAAGUUGUAUGGUAUUGUAUGUAGCAUAUCAAAUAUGAAAAUUGAAAUAAAGAAUUGUUAUCUGAAGGAU
This is a messenger RNA of Pomacea canaliculata, 10884 nucleotides long. Its product is annotated as semaphorin-1A-like. The transcript is spliced from 19 exons. Lineage: Eukaryota; Metazoa; Mollusca; Gastropoda; Architaenioglossa; Ampullariidae. The record is from RefSeq and is a predicted model, not a curated record. Gene Ontology annotation, molecular function: semaphorin receptor binding; chemorepellent activity. Gene Ontology annotation, biological process: negative regulation of axon extension involved in axon guidance; positive regulation of cell migration; negative chemotaxis. Bases 1069 to 3303 code for a protein of 744 amino acids.